Molecule: messenger RNA, 1282 nt
Organism: Oncorhynchus mykiss (rainbow trout)
Lineage: Eukaryota; Metazoa; Chordata; Actinopteri; Salmoniformes; Salmonidae
Gene: mtrfr
Product: mitochondrial translation release factor in rescue
Biological process (GO): translational termination
Cellular component (GO): mitochondrion
Molecular function (GO): translation release factor activity
Source: RefSeq, a predicted model, not a curated record
AUAGCCACCAAUACAGGAGGGAAGAAGAAGUAAACGGUGAACUUGAUUUGCUGAGGCUGAAGAGGAAGUGAUUGUUUCUUUUGUAUUUACACGUGUAAACAAUCAUAUUUUUUGCCUAUAUUUGUCUGCUGCAUUAUUGAAACAGUGUAAAGAGAGAUAUCACGUUUAGUGUAAAUGCAAACGGAGCCCUCUCACGUAAUUCGGGAGGGAAAUGUCGUCAAGAUUAUUCGUUAACCUGAUCUUUCAAGUGACGGGGAAGGUAACAUGGGGAACCUCAGGACGACCUCCACUUUUUACUGUGCCACCCGUUAGCUUGGCACAUGUUCAGACCGCCGGUAAGAAAGAUUACAUUGAUCUCCCUGUCCUAAAUGAAGACGAGCUGGACGAGCAGUUUGUAAGAGGGUCUGGACCUGGUGGUCAGGCGACCAACAAAACCAGCAACUGUGUGGUGCUCAGGCACAUCCCAACUGGCAUUGUCGUUAAGUGCCAUCAAACCAGAUCGGUGGAAACAAACCGCAAAAGAGCUCGGCAGAUAAUGAGGGAGAAGCUUGAGGUCACCUACAAGGGAGAAGAGAGUGACAUUCUGAAGAAUAAGAAGGAGUCUAUACAGAGGAAACAAGACAAGAGGAAAUCGGCAAACGAGAAUUUGGAGAGGAAGAGACUUUUCAAAGAGGCACUGAUGACAGACUUCAAACCAGGGGAUGACAGGGGAUGAAAAGUAUGCAUGAACAAACAUUUAGUCUGAUCAACAAAUAUGUCCUACCUCAUCAUGAUCUGCAUUGUAAAUAAAGAGCACCUAUUGAAAUCAAUUAUAUUGUCAUCAAACUGUCUAAAAUACAGGAAUGAUGUCAGUAUUUUCUGUAAUUGUAAUGAAAUUCAGUUUUAUUACACUGGGUAAUAAAUACAAAGAAGCAAACAAUGGCUUUAUUACAAUGGUUAAUUCAUAAUGUGGUGUGUUUAUCAGUGUGUUUGGCACUGUCCCUUUUGUUGUCACUCAUGCUUAAAUAUGUUAAAAGAUACAAGCUACUACUCCUCCAUUGUCAAAAUGCCCUUUAUACACUCUUACACUCUAAAAUCCAUAUGAGUUUCACUAAAUGAUAGGGGCUUUGCUACAUACAAUGCAUUUUUAGGCAAUGGGAACACAUAAAACCAGGAAAUUCCUGUCAAGUACAGCUCAUGGGUAACUUUUUUGUUGAAGCCCAAGGUGCCACCUCAGUUUUAAAAAACAAUGACGUUUUACUCAAUACUUUUAUUGGAAAUAAAUAAAAUCAAAGGCCUUUGU